Cheilinus undulatus (humphead wrasse) is the source of this 4247-nucleotide messenger RNA. It is a transcript of the gene atf7a, whose product is annotated as activating transcription factor 7a. The transcript is spliced from 12 exons. The record is from RefSeq and is a predicted model, not a curated record. The coding region runs from base 105 to 1568 and encodes 487 amino acids. Gene Ontology annotation, molecular function: DNA-binding transcription factor activity, RNA polymerase II-specific; cAMP response element binding. Gene Ontology annotation, biological process: regulation of transcription by RNA polymerase II. Lineage: Eukaryota; Metazoa; Chordata; Actinopteri; Labriformes; Labridae.
CUCGCGAUAUUUCGACGUCAAGGGGAGUGUCAAAUUCCAAGAGAGGAGAGGAGAGGGGAGCCACAGAGAGGGGCGCAAGGUUACAUUGCAAGCUUUUUGCAAAAAUGGGGGACGACCGACCUUUUGUGUGCAACGCUCCUGGCUGUGGACAGAGGUUUACAAAUGAGGACCACUUGGCUGUUCACAAACACAAGCAUGAGAUGACGCUGAAAUUCGGACCAGCCAGGACUGACUCAGUCAUUAUUGCAGACCAGACACCUACUCCCACCCGCUUCCUAAAGAACUGCGAGGAGGUUGGUCUGUUCAACGAGCUGGCCAGUUCCUUUGAACAAGACGAGGAUGACAAGAGAGCAAAAAACUCUCUCCCUGUAUCUAACUCCGGGGCUCUGGACAUGAGCCUGCAGACGCCAUCAGAGGUGAAGGUGAAAGAGGAGGCUCCUGUAGAGGUGGACUCCUCACCACCUGCCAGCCCUGAAUCCAUCUCAGCCAAGUCAGACAGCAGCAGAGAGCCUCUGGUUAAAGGAAAGGAUACACCACCCAGAAGUUCUGCCCCGACCCCGACUAUUGUGCGUCCAGGUUCCCUCCCGCUACACCUGGGCUUUGACGCCCUUCAGCCGACCAUGCCUUCACCCACCUCUGUCAUCACACAGGCACCACCUUCAAAUCGAACCCUGGGCUCUCCGACCAGUCAUUACCCCAUGAUGAUGCUUCCCUCUGGACAGGCGGUUCCUGUGCUUCCAGGUCCAGGACAGAUCCCUUCUGUCAUUAAUCUUGUCCGACCCAUGUGCAUGGUACCUAACAUUCCUGGGAUCCCGGGUCCUCCUCUGGGAGGAAGCAGCAGCGGCUCAAACUCCCCCUCUGGUUAUAGCAUCCACUCGGAGGCCAAGAUGCGUCUGAAGGCUGCCCUUUCCCAGCAGAGCCCAUCAGGACAGAAUCUGGGCAUCAUGGCGAUGGGCAGCAGCCCCACAGUCCCUCAAAGGGCAGAGCAGAGCCAGCUGCUUGUCCAACACCCAGAUGCUCCAUCACCUGCACAACCUCAGGUAUCUCCAGCCCAGCCUACAGGUGGGCGGCGGCGGCGGACGGUAGAUGAUGACCCAGAUGAACGAAGGCAGCGCUUCCUUGAGAGGAAUCGUGCUGCUGCAUCGCGCUGCAGACAGAAACGCAAACUGUGGGUCAGUUCUCUAGAGAAGAAGGCCGAGGAGCUCAGCAGCCUCAACGUCUCACUGUCGAAUGAAGUGUCCAUGUUGCGGAACGAAGUGGCCCAUCUGAAACAGCUGCUUCUGGCCCACAAGGACUGUCCUGUGACCACCCUACAGAAAAAGACUGCCUACCUAGCUGCAGAGGAGAGCAUGAAAGACACCUCAGAGCCCACAGGAUCCCCUGCCUUGGUGAUCCAGCACAGCUCUUUGGGGCCCAGCCCCUCUACAGGGCAAAAUGGCUUGAGCUCAAGGGCAGCAGCUGAGGCCAUGGCUAUGUCCGUACUGGCAGGAAUGGGCCAGCAGCAGAGGUCUGAGAGCGGACCCGCUCACGUUAUCAUAGCUGCACAAUCUCAAUCCGCUGCCAGAUGAUGAGCGAUGCCACCGUGGCCCAGAAUUGGCUCACACUCAUCACCCAGGGGUAAAAAAGAGCAGCGGAUCCCCAAACUCCUCCCUCCUGAAUUCCCCAAUCUAGAAGUCAAAAUUACAUAUCCCACCGCUCGCUGUGCUCCUCUGCUCUCUCUGCCCUCUCUGCCCCUCCUGUAGAGCCAUCAUGCUGUGGCCUGGAGCUCAGCAGCAGCCUUCUGGGAAUGGACCGAGACUUUUAAAAGAGCUUCCUGUUCACUUUGCCAUAGACUACAGGGGCUGGACUCCACCUUCACAUCCUCAUUUCCCUCCUCUUGUGCUUCCCCAUUCAUCUCUUGACUCCUCUCUGGACUGUAGGACUGCAUCGCUCUAAGUGUACGCCACAAUGAACUUCCCAUGUGUACACACGUGCAAAGUUUUUGACGCUCUUGAUCAAAUCAGCUACCAAGAAACACACAUGGCUUCACACUGUUUUCAGCAGGGAAUAGUGCCUUGUUGAUUCAUUGACUUUUUUAGCCACCCACAACCCCAUCACACAUGCGCCAUCACAGCCUUUGUCCCUCUUCAUCCUCAGCUCCAAAGAUGCAGUCGUCGUCCAGACAUCAGUGACUUCGAUAUUCACCUUUUCUGAUGUGAUCUCAACACAGACCCCGAACCUUACCUCAUUCAAACCCCUUUAUGAUAGCAUAGAUGAACUGUGUGUGAUUGGCUCUGUGUGUAUAUACUAAUGUACAUCAGAACAUAGCAGUUUGCCUACUCCUGAUCUCAUACGUUAAUAGCUGGAUUGUUAGCAUGUGACUUUUUCUAAUAGGGUGUUAUGUUGUUGAUACAGUAUGUGCAGCUAUAUUUUUUAUUAAUUGGCACAUCCAAUCCAACAUUAGUCCACAGAACCAAAUAUGCUAGAUUGACAGUGUGUUAUUUUAAAAUUAGUGUGUUUGAGGAUUUUUUUUAACCUGAAGGGAAUUACUCUGUCCCAUCCUCCUCACUUCAAUCUAAAACAGUUUUCCUGUUUAUUUGUUUGAUAUCAGAUGCCUUUUCCAUUUUAUAUGAAACUAUUUCUGGUGACUGUUUUCUCUAUGUGGGCUCUUGACUUACUGUAACUGUUAUUUUCACACUUCUCAGGAUGGUUGCACAUCCUUGCUGCUUGUUGGAAGUGCGAUGAACUGAUCAGUCUCUUUGCUCUCUACCAAACCUAAACAAAGCCAUAAUGACUAAAAAAUCCUCUCUGAAUCUCCAAAGACCAUCUGGCACUUGUUAUGAGAAAGGAAGUACGUUUCUCGACAGUUCUUAUUUGUGAUUCAGACGUCACAGUGACACAAUCGUUGGUAUACUUGCUUGUUGCUUGCACUUGUUUGUUACACAUAACACAGUGUCUCAUAUGUUUGCCUUAAGAUCACAUUAGUGCCUCGGUUAUCCCCACUUAGAGACUUAAAGAUGUGGAAAACAAUUAUCCUCAAAGAACAUACUGAGUUUGACACAAUUUACCCAUUUCAUCAAGUAAUUACCAAAUUAAAUUUACUUAGGACAGAUUCCUUCAGUUCAGUUUCAGUUCAGAAAACUGAAACAUUACUGCUCUGUCAUCUGGUGGUGAGAGACAGUAAACACAUCUUCCAACAACAAGAGAGGUAGAAGUUAGGAUGUCUUGUGACUGUUUCUGAUUGUCUCUACCAAGAUAUUUUAACAAGAUAUUACUAUAUUUUUACAUAAACACCUAAACAAAAUAUUUUCUUUCCUUGUUUUCUGUAUAUUUUCCUUCUUUGUCUGAUUCCAUCAUAUAUUUGAAAGAUGUGAUAUAUUAAAAAAAACAGAUAUCUGUCCACACAAGGGCAUGUUUUAUGCACUAAAACAAUGAAAGGUAUUGUCUCUUUGUAUUUCUUUUCUUUUUUUGCAGUUCUCUUGUCUUUUGGUCUUUUGGUCUUUUCAAAGAUAUCAGAUUUUUUUUAAUGGAAUUUCUCUUAUCUGUACUGUAAACCUGAACGGGAAUUUGCUCAGCGACUUUAUGACCUUUACUCUGACUGAACCUCUUGUCCGACAGUCCAAAUGGCAACCCCCAGCAUUUUGUUGUACUUCAGAGCUAGCGCUAUAUUUGGCUAGCAGUCCCUUUAUAGACGAUUGUUCAUAUGAAAUGAAAAUUCAAACUAUAUUUAGCUGUCAUGUAAUUCAUGUCAUUGGCACCUUUUCCUGUCAUUUCUUGUGUUUGUGUGCUAUUUUUAGCACUGUUCAACUGUGUCUAAUUGUACUGAAGAAUAUAGAAACUAAUUAACAAACAGAUUUCCUUUUUUUCUCGUUUUCUCAAUACAAAAAUGUUAGUCCUUCAAAAAUUGACUACAUCCCCUUUCACCUGUUUCAGAUUGAAUUUGGUCGUGUCGUAUUGACUGUCUUUGUCUAACUUAUUUUUUAAUUGGGCAACUAAUAAUCGUCAUGACUAUCUUUGGCAUAUUAAUGUUACCUGGAGUUGUUGUGAGAAGAGGAAUUUAAUGAAAAAUGCAACAAUGAAAGUUGCACACAAUGUAUUCAUGGUUUUUCACACUCCCAUUGUUGGACUGAUGAUGAUUUCUAAAAUUGUCCUUGUACUGUACAUAUCUGUACUAUACGAAUAUAUUACUUUUCCAUGCAUGUCCAAGUGGAAUACUAUGAACACUUACAGUGCUGCAGUUUUAAUUAAAGAAACUACAUCUUAAUGAA